Molecule: messenger RNA, 3236 nt
Organism: Pecten maximus
Lineage: Eukaryota; Metazoa; Mollusca; Bivalvia; Pectinida; Pectinidae
Exons: 1
Coding region: 1-2046 (681 amino acids)
Source: RefSeq, a predicted model, not a curated record
AUGAUGAACGCCGCUGAGAUUGAGUGGAUGUCUGUGCUCUUGUCAAUAUAUCUGGAGAGGACGACUACUGGUACAAAGCAGAUACUUAACUUUAGAAAAAGGGCAAUGGUGUUAAAUGAACGCUUAGUAGAUUCAGAUUUCACUGAUUACAUUCUUACUGGAAGUAUUGCACAAGGAUGUUUUCAAAAAGGUUCAGAUGUGGACACAAUGCUUGUAAACAAAUCUACAGAAGUGCUGUACCCUGAUCAGAGUAUUCCUCAAUACUUGAUACACAAAACUAUUUUGAACAUUCGAGAAGCAGGCUGCCGUCCUGGUUUUGUCCACUUAGCGCUGCGUCAGCUCAGCUCUCACAGCAGAAUCUCUUCUAGUUCACUAGUUAGAAUUGGGGAUUCAGUGUUUAUUUCCAGUGAUAUCUUCAGAGAGGAAUGGACAACGUUUUAUUCAAAAUUCACAGGUUCAAACUUUAAAUCCAGUGGACCCAGCAGUGCAUAUACAAGUUAUAGCGGAAGCGAUGCCGGUGAUUUCGUUUUUUGUUUUCCGUGUAAAAUUUGGCCUAGUGAGGCUAACGAAUGGAUCACACGUACACGUUUACAUGGAUGGCCACACCAAACCUUGAUAGACGAAAUUGUAAACAGUGGAUGCCAUCUUGUCCCAGUUGGAGACAAAUGUUCCAAAGAUACAUUUUUACAAUGGCGAAUCUCAUUUACAGCAGCAGAGAGAUCUUUAGUUCAUUCCUUUAGGCUCAUCCAAGUCAAAGUAUACGUGUUGCUGAAAUAUUUCUUAAAACAAAUAAAGGAGACAUUGAAAGAAAUCAUAGGGGAUGACGAUAUCUUGUGCACCUACUUCCUAAAAACAAUCAUGUUUCAUGCAAUUGAAAAUUCAAGCCAUUUUUUUUGGCAAGACAAGAACCUAUUUUACUGCUUUUGGUUUUGCAUAAACAUUCUGAUUGCGUGGGUCAGGGCGGGAUUCUGUCCCAAUUACUUCUUCCCAAACAACAACAUGUUCCAGAGGAAAAUACAUGGACAGCAUCAGCAGAUAUUGCUGGACAUCUUGGUCAAUUACUCUCAGAUGAAAUGGAUGUGCCUUUCAGUGGGAAACUUCUUCAAAAAUUCAAUUUGGGAGAGGCUAUGUGACUCAGGCGUUCAAGCUCAGCUUGUACUCCCAAUGCCUGCACAAGAACAUAUUAUGGUACAGGAUUUGGAAAUUGUCUCAACAUUAUCGUCGAGGUGUUGUCGCACAGAAGAGAAAAUCAUCAACGCGUUUAGAUUAUUAUCUACAUCAAAGUCAGAAUUUGAAGAAGUUUUCGCAUACCACUGUGCAAUGAGCAGCCUCAGAUAUCUUUCAUCAGACAUGUUUUCUCAGGAACAGUGCGAAAAUAGGGCUGCACUAGGCAACAAGACAAGGUACGGAAGACUGAGAAAAUGUAAGUACUGGAUAACCCGGAAUGCUUUAAUGCGCACAGAUGUGUUGUAUCUGGCAACUUUACAUUUUCUGACAGGAAAUUUUCCUAAAUGCCUUGGGAUGAGCAGACGAGUAAUGAAAUUAGCAUCAUACAUCGGCGAAGACGCGAAGAUCAAUCAAGAAUUUCGCACAUUGUAUCGGCAACCUCAUGGCUAUAUAUUCGAGAGGCUCCAUCAAAUUUAUUCAAGUUUCAUUAAGUUUCGUCAUCAGGACAUGUAUCUUCCUCAUCUCAGUGUAGAGCUGUCCAAAGAAUUCCAGUCCAUUAGCAUCCCACCUCUACCAUACACCCUAUUCAUGAACUUCCUGUGCUGCCAUGAACUUGGAGACACCAGAGGGCGUGAUGGAGCAUUACACCAACUGGUACAGAUUCAGUAUCACGAGGAACAAGGAGGACAACAGUUCUGGAUUGUUCACACACUUCUAGGGAUAUGUUAUCAAACACUUGGGGACUAUCAAAGGGCUAUCGAGGCUUAUUGGGAGUCAGCUCAAUCAAAAGGAGAACUUCACGAGUUCAAUACUGCAAAGGACAGGAUAGCCAUAGUGUACCUCUGCAUGUAUGUCUCACGAAGGUCUGACAGUGGAUAGAUGUGGUAUAUCUAUGCAUGUAUGUCUCACAGAGGUCUUACAGUGGAUAGAUGUGGUGUAUUUAAAUGUCUCACAGAGGUCUGAUAAAAAGAGCUUUAUUAUGUUUACAUACAUAUGUAUGUCUCACAAAAACUGUGGUACAUUUAUGCAUGUCUUACAGAGGUCUGACAGCGGAUAGCUGUGGUGUAUCUAUGUAUGUCUGACAGAGGUCUGACAGGGGAUAGCUGUGGUGUAUCUAUGUAUGUAUGUCUGACAGAGGUCUGACAGAGGAUAGCUGUGGUGUAUCUAUGUAUGUCUCACAGAGGUCUGACAGAGGAUAGCUGUGUUGUAUCUUUGUAUGUCUCAGAUGUCUGACAGAGGAUAGGUGUGAUGAAUGUAUGUAUGUAUGUAUGUAUGUAUGAAUUUAUUGUGUAUGUAUGUAUGUAUGAUAAAGGAUUGUUGCAAUGUUUCUUUGUAUGUGUCACAGAGCCUUGGCAGCAGAUAACUAUGAUACAUAUGUAUGCAUCAACAAUAUAGGCCGUUAUUGGUUCCUAUUGGACAGCUUAACUUAGAAUGACUUUUUGACAUUGUAUAAUUUCCAAUGACACUACCAUAUGUCAAGCCUACUUUGUUGGCGCUAUCAACUUAUCUUUUGAAGACGUCGCUUCUACUCAGCGUCAGCAACCAGAAGAUUGAUAUUGACUGUCACUAACAGUUACAAGCCAUACACUUUAAACCCCGGUUAAAAGUGACAAAUGUGUUUUAAUCUAUUAGAAAUUAUCUGCUGUGAUUAUCCAAAUAUUUGUUUAAAAUACUGGAAUUUGCUUGUUUUAACACAGAAGUAUAGAUUUGUAUACAGGGGCUAACUUCCUUUACUCACUCAAGUGUUACAGGAGUGUUACCUUCCUAUCAUAGUGUUGUAUAACAAAUGAAUUCUGGGUGUAACACACUUUCUAUCGGUUAAUUCAAUCGUUGAUUGACGACCAAAUGAAGUGCACGCAUUGAUGAUGUCAUACACAAAUGACUAUUUUCUUUUCUUUUUUUGACUCAAAGUUCAUCGGUUUCAUGCAUUUCAUGCGAUCGUCUGCAACUGUCCUACAUAAAUACUGCUUAUCAUUAACAUUCUGUUAACAUUGAAAUGGGAUUGAAAAUAGCAUGAAUCUGGCAAAUAGUGCGUUAAAACUUUGACACAUGGCCGAUGUUUAGUAAAU